Molecule: messenger RNA, 943 nt
Organism: Verruconis gallopava
Lineage: Eukaryota; Fungi; Ascomycota; Dothideomycetes; Venturiales; Sympoventuriaceae
Product: PHD finger-like domain-containing protein 5B
Exons: 3
Coding region: 91-417 (108 amino acids)
Biological process (GO): mRNA splicing, via spliceosome
Cellular component (GO): catalytic step 2 spliceosome; U2 snRNP; precatalytic spliceosome
Source: RefSeq, a predicted model, not a curated record
UGCAAUCAUAAAUCUUUCAUCGUACACAGGUCUGCAAACUCGAAAACCCAUAGUACAUAACAUCUGGCGUUUCUUUGAAGCAUUGCAAAUAUGUCUCGUCAUCAUCCCGACUUAGUGAUGUGCCGCAAGCAAACGGGCAUCUCGAUCGGCCGCCUCUGCGACAAGUGCGACGGCAAAUGUCCGGUUUGCGACAGCUACGUCAGACCUACUACACUCGUGCGGAUAUGCGAUGAAUGCUCCUUUGGCAACUACCAAAAUAAGUGCGUAGUAUGCGGUGGCGAAGGUAUAUCAGACGCUUUCUAUUGCUUCGAAUGUACGCGGCUAGAGAAAGAUCGUGAUGGCUGCCCAAAGAUCAUCAAUCUUGGUAGCUCGAGGACGGAUCUAUUCUACCAGAAAAAGAAUUUCAGGAAUCAUUGAGGUUUGAUUUGGGGAAGAGAGUUUUGGACACCACAACACAAUGAACAGAUGUAGUGCGCCGUACCCCAUGAGACAGCAUUCGCAUUUGCCGAUAAUGCUUCGGAUAUGCUAGGACAUGGGUCUCCGACACCUUGGAAAAGGUGGACGACAUCCGGAAGGCCACAGCAUGGAUACGGCGUUGUCCUCAGCUGAAUAUCAAAAUCCUCAUCGGGACUGGGUCAGUUGGGCCAGUGAUUAUGCGGGACAAACUCAAGCAAAGCAAGCAGAAAUGCGCGAAAGGAUAGUUGGGCGGAUGCUUAGGUUGUGUGUAAGGCUCGCUUGCCGGUUUCUUAAAUUUAUAAGUGCAUGCGUAUGCGAAGGAAGCUCGUUUUGAGAAGCGCCCACUACAUCCAUAAGACUGAGAUAGUAUUCGAUAUAUACAUCCAACAGUCAUUCUUCUUUGCGCACAUUUCCUAAAUAUCAUUCGUUGCUCAUGCGCAGGUAAUAAUACAUAAUUAUGCUUCAGCGACAAUCGAUUUUGAGGAGC